This is a messenger RNA of Solenopsis invicta (red fire ant), 2906 nucleotides long. RefSeq lists its product as uncharacterized. Gene Ontology annotation, cellular component: Set1C/COMPASS complex. Lineage: Eukaryota; Metazoa; Arthropoda; Insecta; Hymenoptera; Formicidae. Bases 1927 to 2640 code for a protein of 237 amino acids. The record is from RefSeq and is a predicted model, not a curated record. The transcript has 4 exons.
UCUAGCUAAUUUAAUCUUUUUUUCCUUCGAUAUUCUCUUCUUCGUGUCACGGUUAUCGCAUGGCAUUGCAAAAUGAGGCAGUGAUCUCAAUAAAGGCGAUCCAUCUGCGCAUAUCCAUCGAGUGUGUGUGUGUGUGUGUGUGUGUGUGUGUGUGUGUGUGUGUGUAUUUCGAUCGAUGACAAACAAUACGAGUAACGCGCUGGUGGUACGUUUCUUCACGCUUCAUGAAAACGCUGAUAUCUGCACUGAUCGCGGUAUUCAGUAAACUGAAAGAAAUUUACAAAUUUACAAUUAACAACGUAUAUAUUUUUUCAAAGGAAUAAUCUCAAUUACCUCUUCUACAACUUCAUCACGACGCUCUUAAUUCAUUUCGGAUUCAGCGGCGAGAAAUUCAUUGUCAGAUGCGAUUGAACAUUUAUCCCGUACUAUAUCUCGAUUCGAUUCUGUACUCGAUUACAUCGCCAUAUACCGAUAAGAUAGUGCUUAUCGUGCAACUUUUUUAUUAUUCAACCUUCUAUGUUCGUAAUAUUCGCAUCUAAUUAAUGAAUUAAUUUAAGAAUGAAUUUUUCUCGUUCCUUUAUAUUUAUUAAGUAACGCUAUUGGUGAGUUAAAAAGAAAUUUACAAAAUUAAUAAAUUAAUAAAUAAACGUUGCUUGAAAUAAAUCAGCGCCCUGAGAUGAAUUCGUGAAUCUUUUGAAAUCAUUAGACUUUAUUAUGCCUAUAAUUCGAGCAUUGUACGCGAGUAUAAUGGAGUUUGCUUUCAAGAGCAGCGGCGCAAUGAAACCCGCUAUUGAAAAUAAUUAUGAGAUAAUCCCGAUGAUACGAAAAGUUUAUCGCAAAGGAUCUUUUAUCUUUUUAUCUUUCACCUUUGACGAUCGACCCAAUAAGCUGACCUUGGCGAGAGCGAAGAGAAAAAAGUUGUAUUACAUUUUUCAAAAAUAUUAUACACACUAAUUUUCAUUACGUUAUUAUAUUAAAAUGUGGUGUGUGUUUCUACGCUGUAAAGUAAUUCUUAUUUAUUCUUAUUUCUUUACACUACGAAUAAAACACAAUUUUUCUUUUGUCAUCGAUAAUUGAUUUGAAAAUUGAUUUGAAAAUUAAAUGUCAUUUCUUCCUUUUCACCAAUUAAAAUCCGCGACUCUCUUCAUAAUUUUAAUAGAGAGAGCUAGAUGAUCCUAGAUGACUCCCCCCCAUUUUUCUUAAUUAUUCUCAAUUGUUCGAGAUAGAGACGCGUGUUCGAAUAUGCAGCGUUAGAAAUCUAUCGUGAUCGCGCGAUGGCACCGCGUAAAAGUAUAUAAAAAGUGCGACAAUGGAAUUGUUAAUUUUAAAACUGACUCGAUUGGCAGCAUUUGUCUAAAUCGUUUGUCAUAUUUUUGCUAAGUGGCAGCAGAAAUGCAUGUCUAAAUCUAAGGAUCGAGUGUAUUUACAUAAAUUACGAAGACUGCGCGAAAACGCAUUGCACUAAUUCUUAUUUUGACGAACGGUCAGAAAUGGAGAGCCUUCUCGAUGCGCGAAUACGUGACUUCGUCGACAUGUGUUAGACACACGCACACACGCACACACGCGCGAUAAAUGGCUCGGUAACUAUGCAAAUUUAAAUGCAGGAAGAUCCAGAUCCGUUUGUUAAACGCGAUGAAGGCCUCGGCCGCGUUAACCCACGCAAUUUUUCUUAUUUUUAUGCGUCGCGCGUCGCGCGUCGCGCCUCGCGCCUCGCGACUCGCAGAAAACUUCAUCCCUUUCAAAUGUGUCAGAAUACUCAUUGUCAGAAUUAUUUCACUUCGAGUCUUCGUUUCAGAAUAAUUGUCUUUUACAAUCUUCUUCCUUCAUAUUAGUAUAUAUUACACGUUUUGGCUAGAAAAUGACGAAAUAGUGCGAGAAUUUAGCUCCAAAUCUAAUAUCUUUGAACUUGAGAAUGUUGUAGAAGAAAUGAUUAGAAAAGUAAUGAUUGUAGAAAUGCAAGAGAUGAACGAUAAUACAGUUUUGGAAAAGCAGCAAAAAGACAUAAGCAGGAUGCAUAAGCAGGAAGAUCGAGUGAAAGAGAGCUCAUCGGUACAAGACAACGUUAUACGAGUGAUCGAGAACGUAAAAGAAACUAGCGGAGAGUUUCCUCUGAUGGAUGAGACAGUCGUGACGUUUUUACAUGAGAAAAAUCUAGUCUCUGAAACAUUAAUUAAUACUAGUCUUGCGGAUCAACGCGUCAGGCUUCUAAAGACUCGAAAUUUAAGUGACGAUGACAUCAAUUUGCAAGAUUUAUGGCUAAGAUUGACGAAAGUCAAAGUAAAUAGAAGCAGUGAAUCUGUUGAUUCUACAUCUGACGGUUCAUCGUCCAAUGCUAGCGCCCAAUUGUCACCGAAUAGCAUCUAUCUAAAGGAAGUCUUGAGUAAACCUUUGAUUCAAGCUCUUUGUGAAAUUGUGGCGAAAAAACCAGCCGAUCCUGUUGAGUAUCUAGGCCACUGGCUACUUCAUUAUAAAAUUUGUGAGGAACGAGCUAUACAGCAAAGAGAACGUGAGACGAAGCUUCCAAUCAGCAGGGAAAAAUUAGAAUUGCAAAAAAUUGAAGACAAGGAUUUUUUUGUCGAGCGAAAGGAUGAAGAGGAACAUGGCGAAGAUUGGAAUUAUUUCGAUUAUAACGAAUUAUGAUCGAUUGCAACAAUUACUUAUAAAAAGUUCAAUUAACAAAAUAUAAAGAAGCGGAACCUAAAAAUAUAGAAUUUCUAAAAUAUAUAACAGUUUACAUAAUACAAAGUCAAAAUUCAACUAACAAAAAGUAACUGCAUGUAAUUAACAAAAAUAUAAUACUUAAAAAAUGUACAUGCAUGUAUUAUUAUAAGUAUGCGAGUGCGGUGUGUGUAUGCGCUCUUUAUUUUUUGUUUAAUGAACGAAUAAAAAUCGAGAAGAAAAUUUAA